GCUGCAGAUGUUGAGAGAGCGACAGAAGAAACGAGACGUGCAACGCAACUUCAAAGCAACAACGGAGCUCUUCAGGCAUUUGUGCUGCACCCGGCAGAGGAUGCAGCUGGUUGUCAUGGCAGCAGUGCUGGCAGUGGCGGGGGCGGGGUCGGGCUGCGGCUCCAGCUGCCAUCUGACCACCAUCCGCAUCCCCGUGGAGAGCUGCGGCCGCACCGAGUCCAUCUACACCACCAUAUGUGCAGGACAGUGUUACUACGAGGACCCGGUCUACCUCGGCCCUGAUGACUGGCCUGAACAGAAAAUCUGUAAUGGGGACUGGACCUAUGAGGUGAAACACUUUAAAGGAUGUCCAGUGGGCGUCACCUACCCUGUGGCCAGAAACUGCCAGUGCACCGCGUGUAACGCAGGAAACACGUACUGCGGACGCUUUCCUGGAGACAUAUCCAGCUGUCUGUCCUUUUAAAGAAACCUCUGUGUCUUUUUUCUUUGUGUCACAUGACUUG
Molecule: messenger RNA, 503 nt
Organism: Plectropomus leopardus (leopard coralgrouper)
Lineage: Eukaryota; Metazoa; Chordata; Actinopteri; Perciformes; Serranidae
Gene: fshb
Product: follicle stimulating hormone subunit beta
Biological process (GO): ovulation; G protein-coupled receptor signaling pathway
Cellular component (GO): extracellular region; cytoplasm
Molecular function (GO): hormone activity
Source: RefSeq, a predicted model, not a curated record